Odontomachus brunneus is the source of this 4868-nucleotide messenger RNA. Its product is annotated as ubiquitin carboxyl-terminal hydrolase 31-like. NCBI's taxonomy places the organism in Eukaryota, Metazoa, Arthropoda, Insecta, Hymenoptera, Formicidae. The transcript is spliced from 4 exons. Gene Ontology annotation, molecular function: cysteine-type deubiquitinase activity. Gene Ontology annotation, biological process: protein deubiquitination. The coding region runs from base 320 to 3166 and encodes 948 amino acids. The record is from RefSeq and is a predicted model, not a curated record.
GUUGUGAAAUCAUGGGAGCUCGUGAUAACGGCAAAUGGCCGCCGUUGGCCGCCGUGUUGUUUCAGUGUGACAAUUCGUUGCGCGCAUGACGUUCGGCCGCGGGUACGCGUAGGCGCACACGGCGUGCACAAGUGCCGCGUAUGUACGUGUCGUCGCAGCCGUGAAGAUCAUCGUCAUAGCCGUCGCCGUCGUUGUCGUGUCGUCGUCGUCGUCGUCAUCGAAGUGGUGCAGUAUGCUGCGAGUAGCGAUGUGAGCGUCGGUGACGGCCAGCGCGGACGCUUACACGUAAGCCGAGUAACGAGCGGCUGGGUGGCUGGCGAUGAACGCCGCGAGAACGGAUCGUGGCAUCACGGUGAUGAAAUCAGUGUCCGAGGGUGAGCUGGGCGUGGAGGAAAAGGUUAAAUUCGUCGAGUCGCGCGGCGCCUCGCGGCUCAAGCGUACUUUUACACUGCCGAGAAACCCGUUUCAAAGUGCCAGCAGCAGGAUGUCGCGAAGACGUCCCAAGCAGCAAACCCGCGGCGAUACGAAGGACAACAGCGCGCCGUCCGCCAAGGAGAACACCAGGAGCAACGCGCGGCAUGCGGACGGCGCGCAGCAGCAUCCGCAACAACGGCCGAACGCCACGAGUAGACUGCACGGCGGUCAAACUGGCCAGCUGCAGGACUACCAGGAACGGCCGUGCGGCAAGAAGGUGUUCCGCAGGCCCUCCUGGAAGAAGUUCAUCAACAAAAUGGUGCGGCACAUGUCGAGUAUGGGCGCGCAGAGCUACAAGGCCGCGUCGCACCAGCGUGGCGACGACCUCGGCUCGAGCGCGGGCGACAUCAGGGUGCCGCCGCCGCGGCCGGCGCACAUACCGCCCGACCGAGUGCCGGGUGUCAUAGGCCUGCGCAACCACGGCAACACGUGCUUCAUGAACGCCGUGUUGCAGUGCCUCUCGCACACCGACAUACUCGCCGAGUACUUCGUGCUGGACCAGUACAAGGUCGAUCUGUCGCGCCGUAACAAGAUCAACUCGAAGAAGUACGGCACUAAGGGCGAGAUCACUGAGCAGUUGGCGCUGCUGCUCAAGGCCAUCUGGAGCUGCCAGUACGACCCGGAGAUGAGCACCGCGUUUAAAAGCGUCGUCGACAAGUACGGCAGCCAGUAUCGCGGCAAUCUGCAGCACGAUGCUCAGGAAUUCCUACUGUGGCUGCUUGACAAGGUGCACGAGGACCUCAAUCAAGCGACCAAGAAGAAGUACAAGAUCAUCAAGAACUCAUUCGGCAGACCGGAUGACAUUGUCGCCGCCGAGACUUUGGCGAACCAUGUUCGCUGUAACAACUCCUUCGUACAUGCUGUAUUUCAAGCACAAUUCCGGUCUAGCCUGACUUGUCCAAGAUGUCACCGGCAAUCGAACACCUUCGAUCCCUUCCUGUGUGUGUCAGUGCCAGUUCCGCAAAAUCAUCGCCAAAUGAAUUUCUUCGUAAACGUCCUCUAUACAUCUCAACAACCGCGGCAAGUCAAGAUCGGCGUGAGCGUGAAUCAAGCGGCCAAUGUGAGAGAGCUCAGAGAAAUUCUAGCCAGCGAUACAGGCGUGGACGAGAACCAUAUGCUGUUGACCGAGAUCCAUGACGAAGGAUUUCACAGAACCUUUUCCGACUGUCAACCUCUGUCCGCGAUUAUGGAAAACGAUCCGCUUUACUGCAUCGAGCUACCGCAGUUGAAGGAACCUACAGAGCAGGCGUACAUUUUGCUGGUGUGGAUCAACGUUCUCGUCAAGGGAGACCUGAGACAACGAUUCGGCAGCCCGUACACCAUGCAAGUGUCGCGUGAAACGUCCUACGAGGAUCUGCAGAAGCUGUUGCUCAAAGAAAUGCACAGUACACUGACGGACGAUGUCCUCACGACCAGCCAGAGUCCGGGUCUCUUCAAUAUCCGUGUGGCCGAUCCGGCUGCGACGCCGAUUCAGGAUGAGCAUCCUUGCAUCGAUCCGUGCGUGGAACAUCCGCUCUACACGGAACAGAUCGAGCAAGCGUUAGCACUCUGCGCCGAUGACUCAGGCCCGCAACACGUGAAACUGAUUCUCGAGUGGGACGAGGUAACCAAGUGCAACAUCAUACAGGACGACAGCGAUCAGAUCGAGGAGCACGCCAGCGUGAAACAGCUGAAAACCAAUUCCGAGUUGGGCGGCGCGGUGACUCUGGAGGAAUGUUUCGAUCUUUACACGCGAGCGGAGAUAUUGGGCGCGGAGGACGCGUGGCACUGUCCCUAUUGCAACAAAAAGCAAGAGGUCGUGAAGAAAUUGGGCCUUUGGUCGUUGCCUGAUAUACUAGUCAUACACUUGAAGCGAUUCCGUCAGCAGUCCAAGCAACGGUCAACGUCCAAGUUAACCAUGUUGGUGGACUUUCCUUUAUACGGCUUCGACAUGACGCCGCAUCUCGCCCACAAUGGGGUUCAAACAACGCAUAACAACGUCACCACUUUGGGCGGUCUGGGCUGGUCACCGUGGAAGAAACCACGACCACGGCAGCACAAUAUCCCCAAGUACGACGAAAAUGUGUACGAUCUUUACGCUAUAUGUAAUCAUCAUGGGCAGGAUCUCCAAGGCGGGCAUUACACGGCGUUCUGCAGAAAUCCGUACGACACGCAGUGGUACUGCUUCGACGACACGCGCGUGGAAGCGGUCAACGACACCAAUCUCAUCACAAACGCGGCGUACAUGCUGUUCUACCAGCGCAGAGGUUUGACUCACAACUCGACUGGAAAUUCAUCCGCGGCGUCCACAAGUUCGGCCGGCUCGGGCUUGGAUCACUGGGUGUCGAAAAUGCCGCCGUUUCAUUUUAACAACAAAAGUACCACCAACGUGACGAACAACAAGCAAAGUAAAUCACAAGAAAUUCUGUGCCAGGAGAAGAUCGUCGAAGAGAAGAACAUGACCAAUUUCAAUAGAGGUUGUCGUAAUUACGCGACUUUGCAACCAAAGAAGAGGAACGCGGCGACGGAAACCGAUAUCGGACAGAUUGAUCAUUAUUCUGACGAUGAAGCACCGUGCCGAAGAGAAUGGGCCUCCCCGAAACCUGUACGGAAGACUUCGUCUAUCACGUUGACACCGCAUAUACCGCCAGCCAUAAUUCAAAAUGCCAGCAGCGAUCCAAAUACAACAGUAAUACACGAAUCCACGUUGUAACACACAAUCUAAGCCAGACUGAGAAGUCUGGCUCGAGCGAUGCUCAAUGCGCAGUGCCUGGUGAUGUGCCGUGAUGUGUUUCGAAUAACAUCGAGUGGCGAGAUGUAAAAGAAAAGAACGGACAAUUCUAGUAAAUUGUGUGUCCGUUAUUUUUCGAUUGCCGGACGAUUUCAUCUAGAAUGCGACAAAUCUCGUUCUUUCACUUCGAAUUUAUAUAGAAAUGCUUUUUUGUACGGGCGCCUGAAACGACCAUAGAUUUCCGGCAGCUUGCUUCUCUCCUUACGAAUGUUACUACGAGAAGCAUAAUAAGUCUCUACCGGUAAUUUUUCGAGAGGACGUUAGAAAUAUAACGAGGCAUUAUUAAUUUUUGUAAUUAUAAUAUCAUGUUUGUAUACAGCUCGCGUGGAGUGUAUUAUAUAUGAUAGCUGCUAAGGUAGCUUUAAAAAAAAAAGACAAAUCUCUUAUACACGAUAAGAAAAACCGCGAAUCGUUAAAUGAAGGAAAGACCUGUAGUGUUUAUAUAAUUAGAUCAUCGACGCGCAAUAGGCCAUUAAAUUCUACCUAUGUCCAGAGGGAAGAGAACACAAUUAUGAAGCAGUUUCGUGCAAUUAUAACGCGUCUAUAAUGUGAUUAUGUCAACGUAACGCGUCUAUAAUGUGAUUAUGUCAACGUAAGUAUAUCGUUCGUAUUGUGUCACCUUACAAUGAAAGUAUAUGACAAUAACAAUUGUACGUUACAGUCCUGCAUUAAUACACACUCGUUUCUUUAUAACACUCGUUUCUCCGUAAAUCAAUCGUUUCUGGACAUACUGUGUAGUUAUUGAUCAUACUUUGAAUCUGUGCUUAAUUGUAAUAUUUAUAUUGUAUUAUAUUCAUCCACACACAUAUACAUACACGCGCGCGCGCGCGCGCACGCACGCACACACACACACACACACACACACACACACACACACACACACACACACACACUAGUGGCCUUAUCUCUAUAAUUAAUACUGAUACACGUGUCAUUAUUAGCAUAUUAAUCAUACUUACCACUACAAGCGUUUUAUUUUGGACAGUGGGACUUUUUGCUAAAGUCAUAAAGCUAUAAUAUUAGUUCAGCGAUUCUUCUCUGAUUUGCAUUGUUUAGAAAAAUGAAAAGAUACUGUAUAAGUUACAUAAUAUCAUAAUCUUUAUUCAAGUUCUUCCAACAAUUGUGCAAAGUUUCACAAUGCUCCACUAAUCCACAAAAAAACGAGUAAUUGAUUUCCAAGCAGAAUAGUUUUUCUACCAAAAGAGCGCGUAAAUAUACACAUCCACAGUCGGUUUCUUGUGGUAAUUGAAUACUCCAAUCCCCCCCGUUUUAACGAUCAUUCCAAUUGGACGAUGAGUAGGAUGUUAACGAGAGUAAAAGAGUGAAAGCGAGAAUUUAUAAAUAUAUACAUAUGAGUAUAGUGUCGAAUGGGAGGUGUUUAAGUUAUUCUAUGAUUAUAACACUUAUUACUAGUCACAUCUAUUGUGGACAAAGGUAGAAUGUGCGCGAAGAAAAUAACGUUGAUAGAGGAUGUGUAAAUCGCGAGUCACUAUCCACUAUUAUAAUGAUUUUAGAAUUUGCGUGUAUUUGGUAAAGAGAGACUGAAGGAUUUAUGCAUUAUUAAUGUUAUUACAUAUCUUUUCGUUGAGAGAGAAAAAUAAAUGGAGGAUGUAUAUACGCAAAA